CUGCGCCUGUAUUUUUACCUUUCUCGCACAUCAUUUAGAACAUCUGCCCUCAGAAUUAUUGUGGUCCAUUCUCUCCUCAACGUCUGAUAAUUUUAAUUUGUAAUGAGAUAUUGCACAAGUAGCUUCAUAACGUCUUAGUCAGCCACAACUCUAAAAUUUUGUGUCACAAAUAGUAAAAUUUGACCGUGUAACAUACUUGUGAAGACGGCGUGGUUAAAAUUCCUUGCGUGCAUGCAGAAAUACAAAUACUCCGCACUUCCCAUCAAAAUAUUUCAGACGUGAGGAGGGAUGAGGAAGAAUAAUUUUAUUUUUCGUAAUCUGUCCCGGAAUAAGUUGAUUUUCAUUGUCGCAAUUUCAAUUUCCGCUUUGGCUGGAUGCGUAGGACUUUUUCUGCUCAGACGUGGUUCUUCUGCCGAGUCAACUUUGCGAUUUGUGAGCAUUGUGCAUCGACAUGGUGACAGGGCUCCCUCGUUUUCAUAUCCACUGGAUCCUUACAAGGGAGAAUCAUUCUGGCCGGAAGGGUUGGGCAACCUAUUACAGAAAGGAAAAGUACGCAUGUACGAAUUUGGGCGCUUUCUGCGACGGCGGUACGACGGUUUCAUUUCAUCGAAGUACUCAGCGGCAGAGACUAAUGUAAUUUCUAGUAUACGUAACAGAUGCCUCAUGAGCGCUGAACUGGUUUUGGCAGGAUUGUACCCUCCGGAUGGGAUUCAAAUCUGGAAUCAAGAUCUGCCCUGGCAACCAAUUCCGGUUCAUUCUAUUCCUACACCUUGUGAUGAUAUGAUUCGGGUUACAAAGCACUGCUGGUUGCUGUCAAAAGAGACGGAAAAAUGGACAAUUUUCCUGAAUGAAGAAGUCAAUAAAGAUCAGGCAUUUCUCUCCUACCUUUCAAAAAGCACUGGUGUUGAAUGUAAAACGAUGGAAGAUAUUAAUCGUAUUAAGGACAAUCUAAAUGUCGUCAGGCAGCAAGGACUUCCAUUGCCAAAGUGGGUGAACGAUGUUUAUCCAAAUAAAAUAUACUCCUUCACCAACCUCAAAUCCUUGCAUCAACAUCAAUCAUCAACUAUGAUAAAACUUUCCUCAGGUGUACUCAUAAACGAGAUUUUAACGAACAUGAAGAGGAAGCUGGACUUGACGGACAGUUUUGAUCGACGAUUACACUUGUAUUCUGCUCAUGAUAUGGUUUUGGUAAAUCUUUGGAGAGGCAUGAAUUUCAGUCAAGAAAUUACAGAACCGCCCCCUUAUGCCGCAGCGCUUAUUUUUGAGUUGCAUGAAAUUGAAGAUAAAUACCGCGUGCGGGUAUUAUACAAAACAGGAGGUUCUGACAAUGAUUUAUCAGUUUUGACAGUUCGAGGCUGCGAGAAAGACGAAAGAAAUGACGGAAUGUGCGAUGUCGAUACUCUUUCCUUUGCGUUACGAUCAGUAAUCAUCACCGAUUUCGACGAGGCUUGUCAAAACCAAAACCACUAAUGGGAAGCGAACUUCACAAAUGUUUACCAUGCUGUGGUAGCAGCGCACUUGCUAAUAAUUAAAUGAGCACUAUAGUAUGAUGAGUAAGAAUUCAUCAUACAACUAAUCCAACAAUUUGAGUACUAUACGCGAUUUCAUGAGCACAGAGAAAAUCAUCUACAUAUUUCUAGCUCUUAUAAUAACCAGAUUGCUGUAAUGAGAGGUUAUAAUUUUAGAAUAGAGCGCAAGGUCAAGUGGGCGUA
This is a messenger RNA of Bemisia tabaci, 1712 nucleotides long. RefSeq names its product testicular acid phosphatase homolog. Gene Ontology annotation, molecular function: phosphatase activity. Gene Ontology annotation, biological process: dephosphorylation. The record is from RefSeq and is a predicted model, not a curated record. NCBI's taxonomy places the organism in Eukaryota, Metazoa, Arthropoda, Insecta, Hemiptera, Aleyrodidae.